AUGAGGUUAAAAGUGGGAUUUAUCCUCCGUAGUUUACUGGUGGUAGGCACUUUUUUGGGUCUGGUGGUCCUUUGGUCUUCUCUCUCACCGAAACCAAGCGACGAAAACCCAUUUGGUGGUAAACUGGAAGCAAGAGAUGCUGCUAAUCUGCCCAACCCUCAGAACGCUGGGGCCGACCACUUUAAGCCUGUGGUACCCUGGCCUCACGUGGAAGGGGUGGAGGUGGACCUGGAAUCGAUCCGCCAGAAGAACGGCGCCGACAAGCCGCAGGCCCGGCUGCUGCCUCAGAACCAACAGAACAUCAUCCAGAAGCAGUACGUCACGUUCAAACCCCACAACCACCCGUACACGGCUCCGGUCCUGAGGACGGGAGUCUUGGGUAACUUCGAGCUGAAGGAACCAGAGCCGCAAGGGGUCCAAGGCGGACCGGGGGAAGGUGCCAAGCCGUUCGUCCUGGGACCGGAAUACAAGGAAUCGGUCCAGGCCAGCAUCAAGGAGUUCGGCUUCAACAUGGUCGCCAGCGACAUGAUCUCCUUGGACAGAACAGUCAGCGAUUUGCGCCAUGAAGAGUGUAAGUACUGGCACUAUGACGAGAACCUGCUGACGUCCAGCAUCAUCAUCGUCUUCCACAACGAAGGCUGGUCCACGCUGAUGAGGACCGUACACAGCGUCAUCAAACGCACGCCGCGAAAGUACCUCGCCGAGAUCGUCAUGAUCGAUGACUUCAGCAACAAAGUGCAUCUGAAGGAGCGUUUAGAAGAGUACAUUAAACAGUGGAACGGUUUGGUCAAACUGUUCCGUAAUGACAAGAGAGAGGGACUCAUACAGGCCAGGAGUAUAGGAGCCCGGAAGGCCACAAAGGGACAGGUGUUGAUCUAUCUGGACGCCCAUUGUGAAGUAGGGCUGAACUGGUACGCUCCACUGGUGGCCCCUAUAUCCAAGGACAGAACGAUCUGCACGGUGCCCCUCAUAGACUCCAUUAACGGCCAGACUUUCAGCAUUGAGCCCCAGGGCAGCGGGGACGAGGAUGGCUUUGCCCGGGGAGCAUGGGACUGGAGCAUGCUCUGGAAACGAGUGCCUCUCGGUAACAGAGAGAAGCAGAAGAGAUUAACUAGAACCGAGCCCUAUCGGUCUCCGGCCAUGGCGGGGGGGCUGUUUGCCAUAGAGAGAGACUUCUUCUUUGAGCUCGGUCUCUAUGACCCUGGCCUACAGAUCUGGGGAGGAGAAAACUUUGAGAUCUCCUACAAGAUUUGGCAGUGCGGAGGGCAGCUGCUGUUCGUGCCCUGCUCUCGUGUUGGACACAUCUAUCGCCUGCAGGGCUGGCAGGGAAACCCGCCCCCAGCCCAUGUUGGCUCCUCCCCCACCCUCAAGAACUACGUGCGCGUCGUGGAGGUAUGGUGGGACGAAUACAAGGACUAUUUCUACGCCAGUCGUCCGGAGACACUGACGCUGGCGUACGGAGACAUCGGCCCGCUGAAGAAAUUCAGAGAGGAACAUCGCUGCAAGAGCUUCAAAUGGUUCAUGGAGGAGAUCGCUUAUGACAUCCCCGCACACUACCCUCUGCCUCCCAAAAACGUGGAGUGGGGAGAGAUUCGUGGAUUUGAAACCAGUUACUGUAUCGACAGCAUGGGCCACACCAAUGGUGGGAACGUGGAGAUUGGGCCCUGUCAUAGGAUGGGUGGAAACCAGCUCUUCCGUAUUAACGAGGCCAACCAGCUCAUGCAGUAUGACCAGUGCCUGACCAAAGGACCCGACGGUUCGGCCGUCAUCGUCACGCAUUGUAACCUGAACGAACACACAGAGUGGAGGUACUUUAAGGAUCUCCAUCGCUUCACGCACAUACCCACUGGAAAAUGCCUCGAUCGGUCAGACAUCCUACACAAAGUCUUCAUCUCGGACUGUGACAACAGCAAGAGCACUCAGAAAUGGGAAAUGAACAACAUAGUGGCUGUUUGAGACCAGCCAAUCUUUUGGUUUUUUUUUUUUUUUUUAAAAAAGAAAAACAUUACGGGGGUGUUUUUAAGAGACGAUGCCGUCUUGAUUCACCCUUUAUCAGCCGGCGGCGGCACCAGAAUCGUGUAAAUGUGUUUACUAAUGUAAAUACGUGACCA
This is a messenger RNA of Chanos chanos (milkfish), 2111 nucleotides long. It is a transcript of the gene galnt7, whose product is annotated as UDP-N-acetyl-alpha-D-galactosamine: polypeptide N-acetylgalactosaminyltransferase 7. Gene Ontology annotation, cellular component: Golgi apparatus. The transcript is spliced from 12 exons. Gene Ontology annotation, molecular function: polypeptide N-acetylgalactosaminyltransferase activity. Bases 1 to 1956 code for a protein of 651 amino acids. The record is from RefSeq and is a predicted model, not a curated record. Lineage: Eukaryota; Metazoa; Chordata; Actinopteri; Gonorynchiformes; Chanidae. Gene Ontology annotation, biological process: protein O-linked glycosylation.